AUGAACAUUUAUAUUAGGACUAUUUCUUUUACUCUUUUCAUCUGCCUAUUGAUAUUCUCCUCUAAUCAUGGUUCUGUUCAGAAAAAAGAUAACCAAAAUUACAAUUCACAUAAAUUUUGCCUGAAUUGUUCAGGUGGUUACCUAAAAAAUUUCAGAUGUCUAUCUGAAAAUUCGUUAUCUUAUAGUGAUGAAGGUGAGCCCUUAAAAUAUGGAGCAAAUGAUAAUAACUAUGAUUCAAAUUUGUUGAAAACUGAAGAACAAAAACAAGAAAUAAAUGAACAUAUGAAAAUGCUUAUAAAAUUGUAUGUAGAUAGUUCUCAUGAUCCAGUAAAAGAAGAGAAAUUAUUUCAACAAGUAAAGAAAUAUUUUAAACAUCAUGAAUAUAAAGAUUUUAUGCGUACAUUUUUUAAAGUCAUAAAAAUUCACAAUGAUUUAACUCAUUUAAAAAAACAAAUGAAAUCCACUGAAAAGAAAUAUAGGGUGAUUACAUGUGUAGCUGCAUUCUUAUCAACUAUUUCUUUAGUUUUCACAGUUAUAAUGUUAUCUUCAUUAAAUCUAAAAAAUGAAAAUAUGAUCAUAACUACCCUUCUUGGACUUCUUGGUUUUAUCAUUUCACUACCUCUUAUAUCAUAUAUUUUAUCGCCAUAUCUUAAUAAUUCAUUGGAUAAAGGAUAUCGCAUUGCUGAUCUUUACUCAGAAAAAAUAUUAAGACAAAUAUUGCAUUUUGAAUAA
Messenger RNA from Plasmodium adleri (nom. inval.), 732 nucleotides. Its product is annotated as Plasmodium exported protein (hyp8), unknown function. The coding region runs from base 1 to 732 and encodes 243 amino acids. The record is from RefSeq and is a predicted model, not a curated record. NCBI's taxonomy places the organism in Eukaryota, Apicomplexa, Aconoidasida, Haemosporida, Plasmodiidae. The transcript has 2 exons.